AUGCCAAAGCGGUUGGGUCCCCACCACAAAACCCACCCCCUGAUCUGGUGCGUCUCCAUCAUCUGCGCCAUACUAACAGUGUUGGUGAUUAUAGGUGGCAUCGUGAUCUUCAUCGGGUACAUGACACUCAGGCCGAGGGUGCCCCAAGUGAGCGUCAUAAGAGCCCAAAUGGACACCAUAUACUUCGACGAGGCCAGCUUGAUGAUGGUGCAAGCGACCAUCGUGAUCAAAGCAGAGAACGACAACACAAAGGCUCACGCGAGGUUCUACAACAUGCUCUACACCCUCAGCUUCCGCAACCAGAAAAUAGCCUACUUGACGACCGAUCCCUUCGACGUCAGACCCAACCAGUCUCUGGAGCUCAACUUUGUCGCCCAGUCCCAGUCCAUACCUCUGAAUUCAGAAGAAGCUGAAGCCGUCAACUUGUCGUUGGACCGGAAAGUGGUCGAUCUCAAUCUCCGAGGGUCGACGAGAACGCGAUGGAAGGUGUGGCUCAUUGGCGCUGUUAACGAGUUGCAUAUGGAGUGCCAGCUCCAUUUGCCGGUUAAUCAAACCACCAUAUAUCCACCAGCUUGUACUUCCAGGUCUAAAUAA
Messenger RNA from Salvia miltiorrhiza (redroot sage), 594 nucleotides. RefSeq lists its product as uncharacterized. The record is from RefSeq and is a predicted model, not a curated record. The transcript has a single exon. Bases 1 to 594 code for a protein of 197 amino acids. Lineage: Eukaryota; Viridiplantae; Streptophyta; Magnoliopsida; Lamiales; Lamiaceae.